This is a messenger RNA of Saprolegnia parasitica CBS 223.65, 1041 nucleotides long. RefSeq lists its product as hypothetical. The transcript is spliced from 4 exons. The record is from RefSeq and is a predicted model, not a curated record. Lineage: Eukaryota; Oomycota; Saprolegniomycetes; Saprolegniales; Saprolegniaceae. The coding region runs from base 1 to 1041 and encodes 346 amino acids.
AUGAUGAUGUUGUCCGAAGACGACGUGCUGGACGCGGCGAUCAUGGACAGCCUCUUGGACUCGGUCCUGGCAGCAUCGCCACGCCCCAACUACCAAGUGCGUCAGCGGCACGAGCUUGUGCAACUGCGCGACGAGGCGGUGACGCUCGCGGCGCACCUCUCGGCGCUGCGCAGCAUCAAGCGCGUCGAGGUCGAGGCAAGCGCCGGCGCGUGGGAAAAGAUUGCACGCAACCAAAAGCUUGCGCUGGACACAGCGCUGCUUGAGAACACGCGCUUGAAGCGGGCCCUCGAAGACCAUCUCGAGUUUGCCGAUGCGCUUCAGCAUGCGAUGACGAAGCGACCACGCCUCUCUUCGAUGGCAGCCGCCGACUUUGUCGACUGGAAAGUCCGCCGGUUACCGCUCGACCCCCUCGGCCGCCGCGCUGCGUUUGACGGUAUGCUCAACGAUGCCUACAACUCAAUCGAGACACUUUACGUGCGGUCCGGCAUCCUUGACGCCGCGAGCGGCCACCACGUGGUAAAGGUCCACGAAGCCGUCGACGCGCUCUGCGUCAACAUGCGCAGCGUCGCCGAGGUCGCCAAAGACCACUUUGCCUGCAGCGACUCGGUCUGGACCUUUAUGCAGAGCAAGAGCAACGACGUGUUGCCGCACGUCACGUUCGAGGUUGUCGAGACAUUUGGAGACGACGGUAUUUACAUUCGUAUCACGGCCGCGGCGCAGGCUGGCACACCCUGCACGCACCUCAUGUUCGCCAUGAAGCGGUUUGUGGAAAUCGACAAGAUCACGCUUGUGCUCAAGACGUUCCUGGAAGACGCCAGCCACAAGCCGCCCCCGGGUGUCCUCAUCGGCAACCACACAGCCUGCGUCGUUUUCGAGGCACUGGACGACCACCGAACGUGCCGGCGGUUCUGCGCCGAGGGCAAGUUCCCAACGAAUGUGCCGGCUGCAAAUCCGCUCUUGCUCGAGGCACUGCCACCGUCGGACGCAUUAGCCAACUUUAUGGAGCCCAUCUUUACGGCCCUCGAAGAAAGUCUGCAAUAA